AUGAAUAUGUUGAUGCUAUUUCAAAAGAGUGAAUUGAAAUUGGACGAAUUUCCCAGCUCAGCAAGUCACAGUUGGAAUAGGACGUGUUUCCUGCCUAAGAAGUUGGAACUGGACGAGUAUACCGCUUUAAAGGGUUACAAGGAAAGAAAUGUGGAGAAAAUGUGCUUCAAUGAGACUGGAGUUAUUCUCUUCAACGAAGUUGGCAUCAGAAGAAGUGUUGGCCGUUUCCUAGAGAACUUUCUUCACCCUUACCGCUUAGAGCAGACUCCGAUCUGGUUGAUUUCUCACGAGACCCAACCAAACCAUGGCUGUAGCUGGAAAACAAGGAAACUCCGUCAAAAGUUGAUUUCUCGAACGUUCAACAAACGAACUUCGUUGCUAAUGUGA
This is a messenger RNA of Necator americanus (New World hookworm), 387 nucleotides long. RefSeq lists its product as uncharacterized. Lineage: Eukaryota; Metazoa; Nematoda; Chromadorea; Rhabditida; Ancylostomatidae. Bases 1 to 387 code for a protein of 128 amino acids. The record is from RefSeq and is a predicted model, not a curated record. The transcript is spliced from 6 exons.